Messenger RNA from Cryptomeria japonica (Japanese cedar), 1220 nucleotides. RefSeq names its product histone H1. The record is from RefSeq and is a predicted model, not a curated record. Gene Ontology annotation, molecular function: structural constituent of chromatin; nucleosomal DNA binding; double-stranded DNA binding. Bases 127 to 894 code for a protein of 255 amino acids. Gene Ontology annotation, biological process: nucleosome assembly; negative regulation of DNA recombination; chromosome condensation. Lineage: Eukaryota; Viridiplantae; Streptophyta; Pinopsida; Cupressales; Cupressaceae. The transcript is spliced from 2 exons. Gene Ontology annotation, cellular component: nucleus; nucleosome.
UCUCAAGGGAAGGCAUUCUGAAUUGCGAUCGAAAAUUCUUUGCUUGUUCAAUCUGUUGAGUUUUCUGCGAUUCUUCGUUCCGAUUUCCAUUAAAGUUCUGUUCUGCGAUCUUUAGAUUCGAAGGCGAUGGCGUUUACAGACGAGAAUGCACCAGUUGUGAGCGCUCCUGCUGCAGAGGAUGCGGCCGCACCAGCCAAGGCUGAAGAGAAGGCUGCCAAGGCUCCCAAGGCCAAGGCUCCCAAGGAAAAAAAGCCUAAGGCUACCAAGGGUUCGAAGCCCGCACCUGCUCAUCCUUCCUACACUGAGAUGGUGACGGAAGCCAUUAGCAGUCUGAAGGAGAGAACUGGCUCCAGUCCUCAUGCUAUUGCGAAGUUUCUGGAAGAUAAGUACAAGAAUGUCCUGCCGCCUAAUUUUAAGAAGAAGCUCUUUGUUCAGAUCAAGGGCAUGGUUGCCAAGGGCAAGCUCACAAAGGUCAAGGCUUCCUACAAAUUGUCUGAGGCGGCAAAGAAGCCUGUAGCAAAGCCAAAGGCAGCAAAGAAGCCUGUCGCAAAGCCUAAGGCGGCUGCAGCAAAGCCUAAGACUGCGGCCAAGCCUAAAACUGCUGCGAAGCCCAAAUCUGUAGCCAAGCCUAAGGCCGUUGCCAAGCCAAAGGCCGUGAAGCCUGCUCCUAAGAAGGCUCCUGCUGCCGCUAAGCCUGCUGCCAAACCCCCCGCUCCCAAGCCAAAGCCUGUUGCCAAGAAGCCUGCUGCUGCUAAGCCUGCUGUAGCUGUGAAGAAGCCUGCCGCCGCCAAGCCUAAGAAGCCGAAGACUGUGAAAUCCGCCAAGAAGGCUCCUGCCAAGGGGAAAUCCCCUGCCAAGGCGCCUGCUGCUAAGAAGGCUAAGAAGGCGGCUUGAUUUGUGUUUAAAAAUGUUCGUUAUUAUUAACAAUGGUGUUCUUUAACACCACCUAUCAGGGGUUUCGUGCUGGCCGCUUCGAUUUGAUGCCGUGCUACAUGUUUUAUUUUGUUGUGCGGCAGUGUAAAUGUGCACGCUUGUACAGUGAUGCUCUAUUAACAUGGUGUCUCUGAUGAUUAGGCGAUUUGCUGGUAGGUUUUUUUAGGUUUCUUCAACUGAUUCAGAAGUAGAAUUGUAUUAGUGUCUGGCUACCGUGUUUCUAAAUGGUGGAUGCGGUAAAGCCUAUAUAUUUAUGCUCAGACAAAUAUGGAAUUCUGUAUUUUCAA